AUGCCUGAAUCACUCAUAAUACCUGAAAAAUUACCUCUUCAGAGAUUAAAAUCAAAUGAAUCCACCACAUCUUCAACAUUUUCAAGAAAUUCAUCAUCCUCAUCAGUCGCCACUUCAAUAUCCACAACAGCACAUUCUCCAAUACAGUUUAAACAUUCACCUUUAUCACCUUCCCUAACGUCAUUAACUGAAGCUUUACAACUAUCUUUUUCAAAACCAGUUGAUCACCAUUCCACCACCACCACAACAACUACAGCUGCACCUCCAACUACAACUCCAACUAAUGAACCUGUACAAUUAGAAAAAUGGUGUAUAAUAUUAGUCGGUCUUCCAGCUUCAGGGAAAUCAUCCAUCACUGCCAAUCUAAUGAAUUCAUUAAAGCCAAAUGUUCAUAUAGAUACUUUUAAUGCUGGGUUCAUACGUCGUAAAUUAUCAAAUUUUGAAAAUCAAGAUUCAAAAUUUUUUGAUUUUAAUAAUCCAGAAGGUAAAAAGCAAAGAGAUUUAUAUGCUACAAUUUCAUUAGAUCAUUUAUUAAAUUCAUUAAUUGUGGAUAAUUUAGAUAUUGGUAUAUUGGAUGCAACUAAUUCCACUCGUGAACGUCGUGAUUAUAUUUUCAACACCAUAAAGCAAAAGAAUUCAUCUUCUGGUGUAAAGAUAAACACAAUGGUUUUGGAAAUAAAGUGUGAAGAUCAAAAAUGUUGGGAAUAUAACGCUAGGGCAAAGACAAAAGGUCCUGAUUAUGCCAAGAUGGGGUAUGAUGUUGCAUUAAAAGAUUUUAUUAAUAGAGCUCAUAAAUAUAGAGACGCUUUUGAAGAAAUUACAAAAGAUGAAAUGAUUAAAGAUGGUGGCGUUUUCAUAACGUUGAAGGAUGUUGGACGUGCAAAUAUUGAGAAAUUUGGAGUGGAAAAUAUUGAUCAUGAUGAUCAAGUUUUUGAAAUGAUUAUGAAGUUUAUUGAUUGUUAUUAUGAGGAAUUUGGGAAAGAUUAUUUGGAUUUGGUUUAUAAUGACGUGUGA
Hansenula anomala is the source of this 1014-nucleotide messenger RNA. RefSeq names its product 6-phosphofructo-2-kinase (gene PFK27). Gene Ontology annotation, cellular component: cytosol. Gene Ontology annotation, molecular function: 6-phosphofructo-2-kinase activity; ATP binding. Gene Ontology annotation, biological process: fructose metabolic process; fructose 2,6-bisphosphate metabolic process. The record is from RefSeq and is a predicted model, not a curated record. Bases 1 to 1014 code for a protein of 337 amino acids. The transcript has a single exon. Lineage: Eukaryota; Fungi; Ascomycota; Saccharomycetes; Phaffomycetales; Wickerhamomycetaceae.